AUGUAUUCCAAGACCGCCCUUGUCGCCGCUCUCGCUGGCUCGGCCACUGCCGUCUUUGAUGUCAGACCAGAGCGCAUCCGCCGUGAGGUACUCCCCCGUCAAACCGACAUCGCUGCCGACCCGUGCCUCAACGUCCUCAACACAGUCUACGCCAACGCGCCCACUCCCCCUCCUAAGAUUGUCUCCUACGAGAUGACCGCCCCUCAUCAGACCGACCCUUGUAGUAUCACUGUGCCUGCUGAGCUCAGCGCCGAAUACGCCAGCUACACCUCGGAGGUCCUCAGCUGGGUCGACGCCAACUCGGCUUCCAUUCAGUCUGCCUUGUCCGUGUGCUCUACAAUCACCGGCAUUUCUGCCUCCAUCCCUGUCUGCUCGGCCACAGCAGGUAGUGCCCGAAGCGGUGCUACCGCCUCUGGUUCUUCAUCUCCCAAGGCCACUGAGGGUGGUGACUCACCUGGGUCCGGAACUGGUACUGCCGCAGGUAGCAAUGCCACCGGGACCCAAAACAGCCCUUCGCAAGUCACCCCGAAUGCCGGGCCGCGUGAGACGGGUAUGAUGGCUGCUGCGAUUGUUGCCGCUGGGUUCAUUGGCGUCGCUGCUUUCUUGUGA
Messenger RNA from Colletotrichum graminicola M1.001, 609 nucleotides. RefSeq names its product infection structure specific protein. The transcript has a single exon. The record is from RefSeq and is a predicted model, not a curated record. NCBI's taxonomy places the organism in Eukaryota, Fungi, Ascomycota, Sordariomycetes, Glomerellales, Glomerellaceae. The coding region runs from base 1 to 609 and encodes 202 amino acids.